GGUUGUGCGGCUUAGGGCGGAGCAGCAACAUGGCGGCGUCUGGAGCUGGUGACCCUUUGGGUGCUAAGGAUGGAAAUGCCCCAUUCGCUCAGCGCAUCGACCCGUCGCGGGAUAAAUUGACCCCAGCGCAAGUGCAGUUUAUGCGGCAGGUGCAGCUUGCCCAGUGGCAGAAAACACUGCCACAGCGGCGGACCCGGAACAUCGUGACUGGCCUGGGCAUCGGGGCCGUGGUAUUAGCUAUUUAUGGUUACACGUUCUAUUCAGUGGCUCAGGAGCGUUUCCUUGAUGAGCUGGAAGAUGAGGCCAAAGCUGCCCGAGCCCGAGCUCUCGAGAGGGAGAGAGCAUCAGGACCCUAACUGUACGGACCAUCUUCAAACUGCUGGAGCUCCUGUACCCCUUAAAUGAUGCCUGGCGAUCUCACAGCAUCACUGGCUUACUAACUUCGAACUGUGAUUGAGCCCAAGAAGCCAGAGACUGUGUGUUUGGCCACUGCCAGAGGGGGGAUUGCUCAUUUCACAUGCAGUUUGUACAGUUACUCAGCCUUCUAAUUUCCUUGUUCGAGAGGUAUGCGACCUUGCCUUUCCUCAAACUUUGUGGUUUACCCCUUCACCUCGCAGGGGCCCAACUGUUAAGGGGGAGGGUGUGAUGUAUCUGCAGAGUUGGAACCUUAAGUGGGAAAGAUGGGGUCAAGUUAAGAGAAAUAAAAUGAGUCAUCUCUCCUGAA
Messenger RNA from Arvicola amphibius (Eurasian water vole), 724 nucleotides. Its product is annotated as cytochrome c oxidase assembly factor 3 homolog, mitochondrial. NCBI's taxonomy places the organism in Eukaryota, Metazoa, Chordata, Mammalia, Rodentia, Cricetidae. Bases 30 to 356 code for a protein of 108 amino acids. Gene Ontology annotation, biological process: mitochondrial respiratory chain complex IV assembly. Gene Ontology annotation, cellular component: mitochondrial inner membrane. The record is from RefSeq and is a predicted model, not a curated record. The transcript is spliced from 2 exons.